Messenger RNA from Abrus precatorius (Indian licorice), 4087 nucleotides. Its product is annotated as probable disease resistance protein At5g66900. Gene Ontology annotation, molecular function: ADP binding. The coding region runs from base 1114 to 3663 and encodes 849 amino acids. The transcript has 6 exons. The record is from RefSeq and is a predicted model, not a curated record. NCBI's taxonomy places the organism in Eukaryota, Viridiplantae, Streptophyta, Magnoliopsida, Fabales, Fabaceae. Gene Ontology annotation, biological process: defense response to fungus.
ACGAAUAAACACCACUCGAACUUCUCCUUGUACUCAUGACUCAGGAGGUUGUAUUCAAUCCCAUCUCUACUCUUUAGAUACGUUUUCAUCCUUCCUUUGUUUCUGCGGUCGCCGUUUGUAUCCUUUCUUCUUCUUCUUCUCCUCGAAUCUUCUUGUACGCACUCAACAACCAGAUACCUGAUUUGAGACAUGAUGGAUAAGCAGAUCCUUCAGGUAGCCCUCGCCAAAGAUUCACUUCUUCUUCUCGCUGAGAAUCUCAAUUAGAGACAUGAUGGAAAAUUUCACAGAUCCAUCACCGGUUCUACAGGUUGCAGGUAACCAAUGAAUCCUGUCCGUCCGUUAAAGAGAUGUUAUAUCCAACGACGAAACAUUGUGACAGAACGGGGACUGCUUUGUUCACCUUCUACGCGGCUACUUUCAUGAAGUGUCCCUUACGAUAAUUACAAAAUUAAUUUUUAUCAAGAAUCGAUACACGUUUAUUUAUUCUAAUGAAUCUUGUUAAUCAACAACCCUCUUCAAAAAUUUGUUAAAAAGCUAAUAGAAUUUUAAUUGUCUAUUUUUAUAUAUGUCAAAAGAUAUGCAAUUAAAUAAUUUUUUUAAAUCUUUUCAAUAUUGGGUGACGUGGAAUAGAGAGUAGAAAAAUGGUUCCUUGAUCAUACUCUUAAACUCGGUCAUUAACUUGCUUAAUCAUAUGCUUAUUUUAAUUAAAUAUACAUAUUUAAAAUUAAUUAUAUCAAAAUCAAUUGUAAUACGUUCAAAACUGGGUCAGCUUCGUCUGUCAAGUCUAGGUAAGUUCCGUCAACUUGACUUUUUAAUAAUUUCAAAAUAUAUGUCAAUAAUGUCAUUAACUUCUGCACCGCGUAACAAAUAAGAACAUAAACUUUAGAUUCGUGGAAAGUUACUGGAAAAGUCAGACGGAGGAAAUAAGCAAGGUAGAUUCAUAGUUGCAUAAUCAUGGCGAUAUAUAUGGCGGUUUGGCGCUUCCGCUAUUUCAAUUGGUGAAUUCCACUUCUUUCUUAACAUAAUAAGAUCUCAAUUGUGCUCGUUACCCGUUGCUGCUGCUUUCAUCAACCAAAAAGGCACGAACAGAAAAAACUCAAAUCCGUAGUUCACAUGAGCGAUUAUUUCAAAGGUGUAGGAUGCGACAAACUGGUUAUCAUGGGAGAGAACACUCAACUUGUUACCCUUUCGACACUAUUUCAAGAGGCAUUGAGGAUGGUAAAGGACAUAGUGGACAAGGGUCUAAAGAACAAAUGGAACAGGCGAAUCCUGAGGUCAACUCUGAAGGAUAUGAACGCUUUGGUCGUUGAGAUAAAGCAAUUCAAUGAACACUUGAACCCACCCAGAGAAGAAAUCAACAUUCUCAUCAAAGAAAAAGAUGCAGGGGAAGAGGUUGUGUGCAAAUCCUGUUCCAGGAAUAUUUGGUGGUUCAGAUUUUUAUCUUGGCUUCCACUUUAUGGAGAUAGACUUAGGCAUUAUAAAAAUGGUUCCUUGGCUGCUGAUGGCAAUCUAGUUAAGGAUAUCAAAGUCACACUUUACAAGGUGAGAGAAAUUAUUGAGCUUCUUGAUGAAGAGAAUUUUAUGCAGAAACUUAAUGUUGUUGGAACACCAAUGAAGUGUCCUUUUGGUGUUCCUAAAAACCCAGAAUUCACUGUUGGUUUGGAUUUACCGUUGAGCAAGUUGAAGACAGAUGUUCUCAGGGAUGGCGUUUCCAUCCUUAUGUUGACUGGUUUGGGAGGAUUGGGUAAAACAACUUUGGCUACGAAGCUCUGUUGGGACGGCGAAGUCAAGGGUAAAUUCAAGGAUAAUAUUUUGUUUGUUACCUUCUCACAAACACCCAAAUUGAAGAGUAUUGUAGAGAGACUAUUUGAACACUACGGAUAUCCAGUGCCUGAGUUUCGAAGUGACGAAGAUGCAAUUAAACGGUUUGGGCUCUUGCUAAGGAAAAUUGAGGGAACUCCAAUGUUGUUGGUACUGGAUGAUGUUUGGCCUGGAUCAGAAGCCCUUGUUGAGAAAUUUACAUUCCAGAUAUCAGAUUAUAAAAUUUUAGUAACUUCAAGGGUUGCAUUUCCUAGAUUUGGCACCCCAUGUAUCUUAAAACCACUUCCUCAUGAAGAUGCAAUGACACUUUUCCGUCACUAUGCCUUCUUGAAGAAAAGAAGUUCAACUAUUCCUGAUGAGGAACUUGUCCAAAAGGUUGUGAGAUAUUGCAAGGGUUUACCGCUUGCCAUUAAAGUAAUCGGUAGAUCACUUAGUUAUCGACCUUAUGCGUUGUGGCAAAAGAUGGUGGAGGAAAUGUCACAAGGUCAUUCUAUACUUGAUUCUAACACUGAAUUACUUACUUCCCUCCAAAAGCUCAUGGAUGUUUUGGAAGAUAGUCCCAUCAUCAAGGAGUGUUUCAUGGACCUAGGAUUAUUUCCUGAAGACCAAAGAAUUCCUGUUAAUGCUCUCAUAGAUAUGUGGGCAGAGUUAUAUGGAUUAGAUGAUGAUGGCAUAGAAGCAAUGGACACCAUCAAAAAGUUAGAGUCCAUGAAUCUGGCUGAUGUCUUAGUAGCAAGGAAAAAUACAGGUGACACAGACAAUUACUACUAUAAUAUACACUUCAUUGUCCUUCAUGAUCUUCUAAGAGAGCUCGCAAUUUGUCAAAGCACCCGGGAAUCAAUUGAACAAAGAAAAAGACUGAUUAUUGAUACAAAUGAAAUUAAAUCUGGAUGGUGGCAUGGGGAGAAGCACCAAGGCAUGAUGGUCCGCAUGGUGUCAAAAUGUCUAAGAUGGGGUGUUAAACAAAAUCCCCAACAACAGGUGGCAGCCCGCACAUUGUCUAUAUCAACUGAUGAAACUUGCACUUCUUGUUUGUCCCACUUGCAAUCAAUCCAAGCUGAAGUUCUGAUUUUAAAUCUUCGAACUAAGGAGUACUCCUUUCCAGAGUUCAUGGAGAAAAUGAGCAAACUGAAAGUUCUUCUUGUGACAAAUUAUGGUUUCCAUCCUUCUAAAUUAGACAAUUUUAAGCUACUUGGCUCUAUAUCCAACCUGAAAAGAAUCAGACUAGAGCGGAUUUCUGUUCCUCACUUAGGUGCAUUGAAGAAUCUUAAAAAAUUAUCCCUCUACAUGUGUAGUAAUAUAAGUCAGGCAUUUGAAAAUGAUAAGAUCCAAAAUUCAGAUACAUUUCCAAAACUAGUAGAUUUAGACAUCGACUAUUGCAAGGAUGUGAUAGGAUUGCCUACUGGGGUCUGUGAUAUUACCCCUCUAAAGAAACUUAAUAUUACUAAUUGCCACAAGCUUAAAUCUCUCCCACAAGAAAUUGGAAAGUUGGAGAGUUUGGAAAUCCUGAGGCUGAGUUCCUGUACUGGUUUGGAAGGGCUACCAGGUUCUAUUGUAAGGCUUUUGAACCUAAGACUUCUUGACAUCUCAAACUGCAUAAACCUUCCUAGUUUACCCGAGGACAUUGGUAAAUUGUGUAAUUUAAGAAAUCUCUACAUGACAAGUUGUGCACGGUGUGAAUUGCCAUACUCAAUCGUCAAUCUUGAUAAUUUAAAGGCAGUGGCAUGUGAUGAAGAGACGGCUGCUUCAUGGGAAGCAUUUGAAGCUAUGCUUCCUAAUCUAAAGAUAGAGAUUCCUCACAUUGAUGUUAACUUAAAUUGGCUUCAUUCAAUUAGCUCAUAAGAACCCUUUCUUUAAAUUGCAACUUGAACAAUGGUCGUCUGUAAUUUUAAUUUAGUUUGUAACAAUCUGGUUAAUAAUCCUCGUAGUGUUGUUCCUAAGACAUGUUUAUUCAAGUGGCUCUUCUAAUAUUCGCAGGUUUGUUGGAAGUUCCUUACUAAUAUGAUGUCUGUAAUCUUAUAAAAAUUUUCCUUGAAAUCCUGGGUCGCACGAUGCAACAAAAAUCUUGGAAAGGAAACGUCUGAAUGCUUCUUGGAAGGUGAAGACAGUCACUAGUAUAAAUUUGCUUAUAUCAAUUUUUUUCUACUCACAAAGUGUUCAGUCUGUAACGAUGCAAUUGCUAGAGUUUCCAGUUCUGAAUCUCUAUGCAAACUUAAUAUUUUUAUAAGCGCCUGAGAAAAUAACAUGUGAACAAGAAGCUGAUAAC